UAAAGACAGAAUAUAUGAAAUUUAAGUUUAGCAAUAUUAAAUGUAAUGCGAUAAUUGUUAAAAUAGGAGAUGAUAAGUUGCCCGAAUAUUUAGUAUCAUUUUUGUAAAACGAUUGAGGGAUUGAAAGAGAUGUCUUACAUAGAAUACAAGCAUACCUCUAAAACUCCACAAAACUGCAGUUAGACCUGUUAUGUUUUAUGGAGCUGAAUGUUGGGUUAUGACUCGAGUACAUGAGCAAAAGAUGAGAGUUGCAGAGAUGAGGAUAUUAAGGUGGAUAUUUGGACAUACGAGGUUGAACAAAAUAAGAAAUGAGAGUAUUCAAGAGGAAGUCGGAGUUGCAUCUAUUGAGGGGAAAAGUGACACGCUUAUGAUGGUUCGGGCAUGUACUUAGAUGACUAAUAAAUGUUCCAGUUUGGCAAUGUGAACCUAUGAUAAACACUCAUAACAAAUGAGGAUGAGGGGACCAAAAAAGACUUGCUUAGUAAUAAUAAAAUAAGAUAAAAUUUAUUUAAGUAUAAAUGAUGAUAUAGUAGGAGAUAGAGCUCAAUGGAAAAAGGAUCCAUAUAGCAAACUCCAUCUAGUGGGAUAAGACUUGGUGGUUGCUGCUGCUGCUUAGAAAAAGAAAUUGUCUACAGUGUUGAAAAUGAAACUCAAAUUCCCUUCUUUUUUCUUAUUUCCUGAUAUCAGUUUUUUUGUAACCUAUGCUAACAAAAUAUAUGCUACAUGGUACUCAGUUACAUGAGAUUGAUCUUGCAAAGAAUGAGAAGGAAAAUAGCUCCUUUUUCUUGGCCAUAUGAUACAACUUUGAAGAAAUUUGCUUGACUGUGACAUAAAGCUAUCAGCGCUUGGCUAAAUCUGCACUUAUGAUUUCAAGAAAAGAUUGGGAUUUCAUAAUAUCUAUAAAUAUUGACUGGCCCUUGUUUCUCUUCCUUUGGUCUUCUAACCUAAUGUCUGUUGAUGCAUAUUUAAUUUUAUCAAUAAUAUAGAAUUUUAGAAACCUGUAAAUCUUGUUAAUUUUAUUUUACCACUUCUAUCAAACCUAGUAAACUAAUUUGUAGGAGUCAAGGAUAAUAUAGAGUCUAUAAAGAGAUCCCCAACCAUUGUGUUCUUCAAGUUUUAAUAUAGAAACUGGUUUUCUUCAAAUCUCUUCUCUCUUGUGAGGUCGCCUAUGGAGGCACACAAACUCCCACGUGCAGUGUCACCUUCCUCAGUAUUAUGUGGGAUUUGGUUUUGUCACUGUAAAAUUGUGUAUUCGGUAUUGAUUAUGCUUAUUAACAGUGUCCUAUGAUGUCGUAUUUUGAUCUGUGAUGUUCUGAGCUAUUCAAAGUUAUGGUUCCUGAUAGUACUUUUCUCAAUCUUUCAUGUGUAAACAUUUUCUCACAGAACAAUAUUUUAGCAUAUAAAUAAGAUGACAUCACAUCUUCAUAUUUGAAUGAUUAAACAAUUUAUUCUUUUCUAUAGGAUAAUCAUGUGGAAGCUAAUGAUGAGCAGCCAAAAAAGACAACUGUUUUUUGUUCAUGUAGCAUAUGCAUGGGAUGCCGAGUUCUAUGCUAAAGUUAAUGACUCAUAAAUAUUUUGCUUUGGUUAAUUCAAGUCUUGGCUCUGGGAUCUUCACACUGCUUUUCUUGUGUGUUAAGAUUGAUGCUUGAAUAACAGUUCUAUGUUCCAUUGUAAUAAUAUCUUUAAACCAAGACAAGUAUGUUCAGCACUCAAGUGAUCCUCUUGGUGAAAAUUCUUUUAGCCUAUGACUACUUGGAGGGGAGGGAAUCAGAGGGGAGGGAGGUGGAGCGGGAGUCAAAGGGAGAAGACAGAAGGGAUUUCAAAACUUGAUCACUUGGUAUAUUGGGAGAGAAAGGAUACGUUACUUUCAAUCUCUUCUACUGAACACUUUGACAUGGAGGGUAAAAAGAAAUAAAUGUCUAAAAUACCUAUCUGUAAAUUUAAAUCCCUUCCACUUAUUACUUGGACGGAAAGAAGGAGCUCCAAUAUGCUUCCCAUGUGUUCCCUCUUAUAUGAUAAAAUCUUUCUCUUCUCUUGCAUUCAAUUUUUCUUCCUCAUUCUAACUGGAGAUAUCUUAGCGCCAUAUGUCACCAUUUAUCCUAUUAUUAACCAUAAUGAAUAGGGUGUAUGAGUGCUUCCACCACUCAUAUAUUUCAGUUAUAGAACAUUAUCUUCAUGGAUCAUAGACACAAACACCAAGAUAUAGGACUAUAUCACCAGUCAAUAUCUUCUUAAACUAUUGCAAAUAACUAGAAUCAAGUAUUUCUUAAUAUGAACAAGUGUUUGAAAUAACAAAUGUUUGAUAGCAACAAUGUAUUGAUAACAACCUAUGUGGCUAUGUUUGAAAUACAAGUCCAGUCAAAGCAACAACAUCAUCUUGAUAUAUGGUAGUCUCUUCUCAACUCACCAUAACAUGAAACUCUUCAAUUUAUCUUUACUAUGGCUCAGAUAGUAUUGUUGGAAGUAGAUUUGUUUUCAGGGACUCCAACCUUGUUUAUCUCCUUCUCAACAAUCUCAUUAUAGCGUGCAAGUGCAAUGGCACAAAUACUAAUUUCCUCCCUAAGGUCAUUGAUCUUCUUGCUAAGACUCACAGGUUGAUACCACCAGCUUUUUAAAAAAUUUCCACUCUCAAUGCCCCUCGACCGACUAUAUUUUUCAACUUGUCAUUCAUUUUAUUGUAACCAACAAAAACAUCUACUUCAUCAUCUACUCUCAAUGCUCUCAACCCAUGCUUUUGCAUUUCCUCUGUCCUUUUUCUUUCUGUGCUAGCACCCUCACCAGUUUCUCUAUCCUGAGAAAGAUAAACUCCCUAACCUGUCAAAAUUGUUUUUGUGUGUGUGUUUUUUCUAACUUCUCCAUUAACCUGUAUCCUUGUGUGAUAAUAAUUUAUUUGAUUAGUGAUUGUCUGGUGCUUUUCUUAGAUGCUUUGGGCACAAUGCUUGCAACUCACUUGGACAAACAUCGUGCAUACAUUGGGUGUAUGAAAUCUGGCGAAGUUUUCUCUGACAAGAAUCAAAUGUGGUUUGAACCAGAGUGGUGGAAGUUUGGUGAUGGAAAAUUGUAUUUCCAGCACGCUUCUGGAGAAAUGUUUGUGGUUUCUAGAGCUCUAGCACAGUUUGUUUCUAUUAACAGGAGCUGUAUGUGCUGCUCUAUGAAAAGUGCACAAUAAGAAACGUUGGCAUGGUGGAUUUUGUCCAAUCCUCUUCGAUCGUAUGACAACAUGGAGCAUGGACUCAAUUUAGGAGUAAAUUGCUGAGAACAUCGCAGAUGCCAUGUCAGAAUUGUGUGGGAAAGAAGAGCUGCAGCACAAGUGUUCUAAGAGUUGGCUUUUCCGCAGAAGAAACAAAGUUAAUUUCCUUAGGCUGAGAGCUUUGUGUUGAUCUGUAAAGUACAUUAUUCACACUUCUUUCAGAUGCUAUAUGUAAUCUUUAAUUAACUGCAAUUUAAUUGUUCUUGGAGAAAAUGUUCUGUUGUUAUGAUGAAGUUCAAUUGACUUUGAU
Molecule: messenger RNA, 3500 nt
Organism: Zingiber officinale
Lineage: Eukaryota; Viridiplantae; Streptophyta; Magnoliopsida; Zingiberales; Zingiberaceae
Product: hydroxyproline O-galactosyltransferase HPGT1-like
Exons: 4
Coding region: 2729-3169 (146 amino acids)
Cellular component (GO): membrane
Molecular function (GO): hexosyltransferase activity
Source: RefSeq, a predicted model, not a curated record